This is a messenger RNA of Rhopilema esculentum, 868 nucleotides long. Lineage: Eukaryota; Metazoa; Cnidaria; Scyphozoa; Rhizostomeae; Rhizostomatidae. The record is from RefSeq and is a predicted model, not a curated record.
ACAAGUAAACAGGCCUACUUGAAAAAAUUUUAAGCAUGGCACAGGCAAGUAAAGUAAUCGCUGUUACGGGAGUUACUUCUGGUCUUGGUGCUGCGAUGACUCAGUUCUUUACUAGGCAUUCUCACUUGGUAGUUGGAUGUGGCAGAACUAAUUUGAAGAUUGAAGAGUUAAAUUCCAAGUAUGGUAGUAAUCGUUUUCAUGUUGUUGAUGUGUCAAAAAACAAUGAAGUAGAACACUGGGUUAGACAAAUAAUUGCCGAUUUCGGGGUUCCAGAUAUCCUUAUUAACAAUGCAUCUAUAGCAAACAAAACAAGUAAAUUCUGGAGGGUUCCACCUGAAGAUUUUGACAACGCCAUAGACAUUAAUAUAAAAGGGGUUGCAAAUGCACUGCGUCAUUUUCUCCCCCACAUGGUGAAAGCUAAAAGAGGUAUUGUUGUCAACAUGUCUGCAGCGUGGGGGAAAAGCGUAUCCCCAGGGGUUUCGGCUUACUGUGCCAGCAAAUUUGCCAUUGAAGGGUUCUCGAAAGCUGUUGCAAGUGAACUGCCAGACCCACUUGCUUGUGUUCCUCUUGAUCCUGGAGUCAUCAAUACCCCCAUGCUGCAGAAAAUAUUUGGAAACGCUGCAGCCAAGCAGCAAACACCAGAUACCUGGGUGGAGAAGGCUGGACCAAUGAUACUAGAUAUUAACAGAACAGUGAAUGGUAAAAGUUUGAAAGUUAAAUAGCCUAAGUAGUUUGAGUGUAUGGAAAUUUUGCCUGAUGAGAUAAUGUUGUGUGCAAAAGAUUUAUCAUUCUAAAUGACUAGCUUUUGAUAAUGUCAUAGUUCAUUCGCUAUGUAUAAAUUAAAAUUUAGUUUAAAUUUAUAAUAUAA